AUGAUGAAAGGUGACUCCAUCUUUCCACCAGGGACUAAGAUCCUGGUAACUGGUGCCAAUGGAUACAUUGCCUCUCACGUCAUCUCCAUCUUGCUGGACCUCGGAUUGCAUGUUCGCGGGACGGUUCGCACGUCAAAGCCCUGGUUGGAGGCGUAUUUCCAACGCCCCGACAAGCCGGAUAUCUUCGAGACAGUUGUGGUACCGGAUCUAGUGGCCCCCGAUGCUCUGGAUCUGGUGCUAGAAGGGAUAUCGGGCAUCGUGCAUCUAGCCAACCACAUGUCCUUCACGGCUAACCCGCACGCCAUCUCCCGGGCCCAAGACAUGAAUGUGAAUAUCCUGGAAACGGCGAAGAAUCACAAGACUGUGCGGCGGGUUGUGCUAACCUCGUCCUCGUGCGCUGCGUUCUACCCUACGGUGAACGGGUUGGCUACGGUGGAUCAUGAUUCGUGGAAUGAAUACGCCGUGCAGACCGCAUUACAUCAGUCCUGCCCUCCCGAGAUGCUGGCUUUCAUUGUGCACGGGGCAUGCAAAGUGCAGGCUGAGCGAGAGUCAUGGAAGUGGAUGGAGCAAAAUCACCACCCGUUUGUCCUGAACACGGUUCUCCCCUACUGGACGGUUGGAAUGACCCCCUGGCCUACGCGUGUUUGUCUGCUAAUCGGCGUCUCCUUGCAGCUGGGGAAAAUCCUGCACCCCCAAAUCGGCGGAUCGAGUAUGAGCUGGAUGAAGGGCAUUCUUCAGGGUGACACUUCAGCGUUUCAACUUCCCCCUCAGUGGUUUGUCGAUGUCGAAGACGUGGCACGCCUCCAUGUGGUUGCUCUCCUUAGUGACCAGGUACAGGCUGAGAGACUGUUUGCCUUUGCCUCGCCCUUCACCUGGGCCGACAUUGUUCACCUGCUGCGAAAACUGCAGCCAGACAACCCGCUCAUCCCGGCGCCUCCCAAGAACGCCGAACGUAUCUGGAACAAUAUUCCGCCCGUGGCCCGAGCGGAGGGUCUUCUGCAGGAUGCGUUCGGGAGAGCAGGAUGGACGUCUCUGGAGGAAAGUCUGGCAGCCGGAGUGCGAAGCUUGGCAUAA
Molecule: messenger RNA, 1074 nt
Organism: Penicillium canariense
Lineage: Eukaryota; Fungi; Ascomycota; Eurotiomycetes; Eurotiales; Aspergillaceae
Product: NAD dependent epimerase/dehydratase
Exons: 4
Coding region: 1-1074 (357 amino acids)
Molecular function (GO): oxidoreductase activity, acting on the CH-OH group of donors, NAD or NADP as acceptor
Source: RefSeq, a predicted model, not a curated record